UGGGGGUCAUGAGGAGGCCUGAACAGACCGGAUCAGGCUGAGCCCCCCCGUCCUCUGUCUGCAGGACCGAGCAGAGACCACCUUCCUCCCAGAAGCCCGUCAGACAGACCCGAUCUGCAGGAGUCUGAAGAUCAGCUGGCUGCUGCAUGUGCCUGUUCCACCUGUGAGUCCCAGGGCCGGUGCAGGGGGGCCGGCCCCCGCCUCUGAUGAGGAUGCUGCAGCUGUGCAAAGUCACCAGCGCUCUGUUCAUAAGCAACGCGCGCUCGGCCUGCAGCGACGAGCUCAUCCAGCAGGAGGCGGUGACGCUCUGCAUCAACGUGACCAAGCAGCAGCCGUUUCCCUGCAGCGCCAUCGCCAAGCUCCGGAUCCCCGUGUACGACGACCCCAACGAGGACCUGUACAGCCACUUCGACCGCUGCGCCGACGCCAUCCAGAAGGAGGCGAACCGCGGAGGCCGCAGCGUCGUGUACUGCAAGAACGGACGCAGCCGCUCGGCCACCGUUUGCAUCGCGUACCUGAUGAAGCACCGCAAACUGACGCUCGCCGAGGCCUUGCUAGUGAGGAGCUCUUACACCGGACACACUGGUGCCAGGAAACGCGUCAGCUGAAAGUGAAGACGGCUCGCCAUGUGAUCGAUCCCAACCCCGGCUUCAUGUCCCAGCUGAAGAGAUACGAGGACGAGCUGAAGAGACGUCGGGGACGCUCGUCGUCUUCGUCCAGAGGCAAAAACUGAAUGGACAGGUGAAGCUCCUCCCACUCAGUCCUCCUCCUCCACCGCUUCAUCACGGUUUGACCGCGUUUUCACCUGAGUCUUAAAAAGUCUUAAUCAAAGCCGGGUUUCUGUUCGUUGAAAAGAAUCGCCCACUGACGGGGAAGGUUUAAUGGUUUAACCUGGAGAUUCUGAAGACGUUUGAUGUCAGGUAGGAGAGAAGGUUCAUGUCAUUUACACUAGCCAGAUGUUUCUAGAGGCUCUUCAAGGACUAGUCACAUAUUUCCAGAUUCCUCUCCGAACAGCGUUCAUCAGCAUUGUCUUAGAAAUAAUCUAGGGACCUCCUUACUGGCCCCUGACCCCAGGUAGUUGCCUUUCUUGCAUCUCUGAUAAUAACUGAAGUAGUGGAUAACUCUGUCGCCCUCUGCUGGCAACUAGAAGUAAUUACAUAAACCCGUAGACGUAUGUGCAUUCUGUUCUAACUCUGGAAAGACUGAGGUUCAUGUUUAGAAGUAUUUUCAACUAAACAGGGAAUUAUCUUCUCCUCCAAAACAAUAGUCCAUUAACUGCUCACUCACAUAACCAGUGGAAGGAAACACGUCUGCCCUCACUCCCUAGCAAUAAGUUUCUUUUUCUCCUUCAUACUCAUACUAGUUUGUUGAUUUCUAAGAUAAACUGAUAAGACAACAGAUUUAAAACUCAAAUACUAGACAGUAAAACUGUCAUUUAUGCUUGAAAGCCUUGUAGUAUAGCCUUAACUAUACAAAUAAAUGCAGUAGUAGAGAGUUUAGUGUUUAACGUUAGUGUUUUCUGAAUAUAACGACGGUUUCAUGGUGUGGUUUCAAAGCUCUUUAGAGAUUCAAUGAAAUACAGCAGUAUUGUAGACGUAACAUCAGGUAGAAGAAUCCUUGUGUGUGUCUAUGUUAACACACAGAGCAAUAGUUUAUAACAUGACAACAAGGAGGACAAACACCAGAAAAUCUAUUUAUCACAAACUUGUCAUACAUGGCUGCACUUUAUCUUCAGGAGGCCAUAGUUAAUCGUUAUCUUCAUCAUGGAUUCAUCCAGAGACUGAUCAGAUCAGUGUUUAGAUCAGAAUUAGCUUCUGGUGUCUUUUUUAAGUUUUCCUGCUCUUCUGGAGUUCGUCUCAUCUUCUCUUUAAACGUCACAGAGGAGACUGAGGCUUGAGGAACGUUCACGUCUUCUCUGAAGAUUCCAAGUUUAUCAGCUCUCACUUUUCUUUGUAACAAUAAGAGUUAAUGUAAUUCUGAGACAUUUUCAAAAAUCAAAGUUUUGCACAUGCCUCAAAAACUCCUUUAAUAUUCAAUUAUAAAUAAUUAAAUCUCUGAAAAGAGCACUAGCUUUUCAGUUCAACACUUCUACAUUUAAAAGAAACCUGUUGUUGACGAAUAGUUGAUGAUGGAGACCGAUGUGAACAUGGUUAUUAAUGGUUAUUAAUGUCCUCUAUCUGUAGAGUCAGUCUAAAUCCUUUAACUAACUACUUGUCAGACUUUACCUGAAUUCACACCUUCUCUCACCUAAACCUCCUCGUCUCCGUCUCGAUUUGUCUGUGACUGCAGUUCCACCUUUUACCUCUAAGUGGCAGCAUUUCAUCAUUUAAAAAAAAAAAAAAAAGUCAGGUUCAAUAAAACCUCCACACAAACUCAGGCUCAUUAUAAAAUCAGAUUUAUCUCACGGCCGUCUGACCCUUGAAAAACACGAUGCAGCUUCUGACUGAAAAAUUCAGUCCCAGCAACAAAAAGCACAAAGAUUUUCUUUCAAUUCCUUCGUCAGUGGGAAAGUAGAAAGUCAAACAUGGAUGUUUCACCUUCAGUCUCAGCUCCGUAUCUGUGGCUCUCACCAGUUUCCAAAGAACAUUAGUCCGUCCUGUACUUUCUUCCUUUCUCCACUCCCUUCGUUGUUUCCUGAGUAAAUACUUUCAUGUUUAGCUGUUUUACACCUGCACAUAAUUUAUUUAACAGUGGAAACAAGAUGUGAAAAACGGCUGAGUGGCAUUUAUUUACUUUUGUUGAACUUAAAACUUCAGGAAAAAGAAAAUUAGUCAAAUGCAGCUGAAAAUGUUAAAAGUCUUAAUAGAAAUAUUUAAAUAUAAUUAUUAGAUCCUGGAUUCAACACUUACUGAAUUGUAAAUGCUUUUUUAAAUGAUUGUACAGAAUUCAUCGUGUGUCCUAAAAACGACUCAGGUCAACAUGCAGGGACACAUUAAAACACUCAGUUCAAGCACAUGAGACUAAUCGUCUCUGCAGGAAAAGGAAAAAGCGGAUUUCAGGGAGAUGUUACCGUCCUGACUUUCUCAAGAUUCAUUAAACAAUAAUAUUAUUUCACUUUAAACUGUCAUUAACUGGAACUUCACAUGACUGUUAAUCUCAGGUGUGUCCUGCUUGUGUUGUGGUGCUGUCGUGUGAAUCUAAAAGCAAUACUUUUAAUUCUAGACGUCAUUUAAUUAAACCACCUCAGAUCCCAGUUUGUGCUUUAAUGAAAACGGUUCCGUGUGCAAACAGACUUUGAAUUUAACAGGAGCUUCAGCCUUCAACGUAUUUCCUUCCAGAAUGUGAUUUAUGUCCCUUUAAGACUGUACACGACUGUGAAAACGGAAAUAAAUCUCUUUGCAUUCA
This is a messenger RNA of Mugil cephalus (flathead mullet), 3345 nucleotides long. It is a transcript of the gene dusp28, whose product is annotated as dual specificity phosphatase 28. Bases 207 to 608 code for a protein of 133 amino acids. The record is from RefSeq and is a predicted model, not a curated record. Gene Ontology annotation, molecular function: MAP kinase tyrosine/serine/threonine phosphatase activity. Gene Ontology annotation, cellular component: cytoplasm. The transcript is spliced from 3 exons. Gene Ontology annotation, biological process: protein dephosphorylation. NCBI's taxonomy places the organism in Eukaryota, Metazoa, Chordata, Actinopteri, Mugiliformes, Mugilidae.